AAGCGAUUCAAUGGUAAUUUCCUUGACAGCCCAAUCUGCGGCCAAAGAUAUCCAGGUUCAGAAAUCUCACAACACGUGAGAGCGCAUGCAGGGGUUUGGAAGCGCAGAAGCAAGGAAGCCAACGACUCACUGUGGCACAAAGAGUAUGCUUAAGAAAAGGGAAGUCGUUGAUGAUCGUUCAUCAAGUUUCGUCUUCAAUCAUAAAGUUCGUGGACCCUGAUAUAUCGUUACAUGCGAUUCACAUUCUCGUGAUCAAGAGUUUGCUUGGUUUACACUAGUCUCGAUUUAGCGAUUCGAGUGAUUGGACGUCACGAACGCGUCUGCCUUCAGACCUGUGAAUCUAGUGACAGUGAGAGCGAUUGUUUAUUUAUUCGCCCGCGGUCAUGCUCCCUUGCAGCAAUGGAGCAUCAACGUUGGGAAAGACACUUCGACGACCGAUAAUGAACACCAUGAACUCUCUCGAGAGUUCCGUGGCCAGCACAGAAUCCAUGAGAUCAACGGUCUCGAGGACAGGAGGGCGAGCAUUAUCCAGUACUACCCGAUCGAGUACUCAUCAUCCUCAACUCAGAACCUGGCAUCCAAACCAUGGCAUUGUCUUUCGAACACUAUCCACCACUUCUCGAACACCGAGUGUUGCUGCUACGGCAGAACUGCGUGAGGACCAUCUAUUACAUUCCAAUGCCGAAGACAAUUAUGUUCUGGCAUCUGCAGAUUUACCGGCGCUGGACAAGGAAGUUAAUCCCACCCCAGCCGUUGCGGAGGACGAGUCGAAGCCAGCAGCCCGCUUGACUGCGGACGAGCUCCAUGAGCAGGCCCUAAACGAUCCUGAGCAAGAUGAGCUCCCCGAGACCUCGACGUCCUACAAAAUGCCGGAAGAGAUAUUUAGAGCUGCAAAGGACGCCUCAGCAGGCUCACCAGAGUCGUUCUGGUCGCAUUCAUUGUACAGAAGUCCGCCUGAUGCCGAGGGGAAAAGAAAGAAGCCUGUAGUCCAUUAUUGCAGGACUAUUCAUACCACCGAGAAAGUCAUCAAGGAUUACUUCAAGGGCAAGACGGUGAUUGGCUUCGACAUCGAGUGGCAGCCAGAAGCUUUCAAGCUUAGCAAGGCUAGAAAGAAUGUCUCCUUGAUUCAACUAGCUUGCGAGGAUAGAAUAGCUCUUUUCCAUCUUGCUCUUUAUCCGAGGAUCGCAGAAACAAGUGACAACAAUUUGGCCGCCCUCGUUGCGCCAUCACUGAAGAAGGUUAUGGAAGAUCCCAAGAUCACGAAAGUUGGGGUAGCCAUUAAAGCAGAUUGUACCCGUCUACGAAAAUAUCUCGACAUACACGCUCAAAACAUUUUUGAACUCAGCCAUCUUCACAAGUUAGUCAAAUUUUCCAAGAACAAGGACUUCGGGUUGAUCAACCGAUCACUUGUUUCGCUCGCAAAACAAAUCCAAGAGCAUCUUCAUUUACCUCUAUUCAAAGGCGAUGAGGUUCGAAGUACAGACUGGAGUCAAAAGCUACAUAUGGCUCAAAUCAUGUAUGCAGCGUCAGACUCAUAUGCCGGUUUCCAACUCUUCCAUACCCUGGAAUUGAAACGCAAAGCUCUGGAUCCAAUACCUCCUUGCCCGUACCCCGCCGAAUUUAACAAAGCAAUUCGACUUGCAGAAGGCGUUGAGAUACCUCCUGAAGAAGACGACCCAAAAGUAACAUCCACCGAUGUCAAAGUGAUUCGUCGGACGAGGAGAUAUGGCAAAAGAGUCCUAGCAGCAGCAGCAGAAGUUGUCAAGGACGAAGAUUUCUCUCCGGCAUCCGAACUUCCGCAUUCAUUUUUUACUUCAAAAUCAGAAAAUCCUCUUUCCGUGGCUUUACAAAAGACCAAUUUAGGUGAUGUGUCCCCUGAGCCUCCAAAUGAUUCCCUACAGCUUCAAAAAGCUGAGAAAGCAUCCAUGCGACAUAUCAGAGCCAAGCAGGGAAAGCUAGGAGAUGUCUCUCACCUACCAUUGUCACCAACCCAGCUCUCGAAAAGAAGCAUCAAGACAUACUACCUCUGGCUCGACAACCCAACUCUGAAACUAGAAGACAUUGGCGCAAUGCUUCGCUCCCCUCCAAUGACAGCUCGCGCUGUAUCGACGAUGAUUCUCGAAGCUAUAACCGCUGAUAAAUUACCAUAUCAGAAGAGCCGAUUGAGAGAAGUCCUGAAAAUACAAGCGAUAUAUACAGAUGGGAAUUAUAUCCCAGAGCAUCGAUACUUUGAACUGGCGAGAGACAGCGGGUACAAUGAACUCAGAGAGCAGGAGUUGGCAACGCAGUAAGAGUGAGGUAUAAAGGUUUACGACGGCGUUUUGGAUCAUGGGGUUUGAAGAUUUUGGGGACAGCAUCACUCACUCAUCGUCUCUAUAUCAACCUGUUGAGGCGCGGUUUAGAAAUACGUUGCAUUGGGAUACAUAGCCCGCAUGAGCACAUAAAAGUAUUCUUGUGUAUAUAGACAGCAAACUCAACUACGCUGCCAUCAAAUAAUCCUUUGAAGUG
This is a messenger RNA of Mollisia scopiformis, 2508 nucleotides long. RefSeq names its product ribonuclease H-like protein. Gene Ontology annotation, cellular component: cytoplasm; nucleus. Lineage: Eukaryota; Fungi; Ascomycota; Leotiomycetes; Helotiales; Mollisiaceae. Gene Ontology annotation, biological process: nucleobase-containing compound metabolic process. Gene Ontology annotation, molecular function: nucleic acid binding; 3'-5' exonuclease activity. The transcript has 2 exons. The record is from RefSeq and is a predicted model, not a curated record. The coding region runs from base 384 to 2291 and encodes 635 amino acids.